Messenger RNA from Pestalotiopsis fici W106-1, 1653 nucleotides. RefSeq lists its product as uncharacterized. Lineage: Eukaryota; Fungi; Ascomycota; Sordariomycetes; Amphisphaeriales; Sporocadaceae. The coding region runs from base 1 to 1653 and encodes 550 amino acids. The transcript is spliced from 4 exons. Gene Ontology annotation, biological process: transmembrane transport. Gene Ontology annotation, molecular function: transmembrane transporter activity. The record is from RefSeq and is a predicted model, not a curated record.
AUGUCUGCAGAAAAGGAUGAAAGCAGCUCCCGUCCGGGUAGCGUCCGGGCCCAGAGCACGCGGGAACACAGCAUACACUCAUCCCAUGAUGAUUCGGACUCCUCUGAGCAUGCUGCGGACGGUGAGGGACUGGAGCGGUACUCGACACAUCAGUCCAUGGGACCAGAUGUCCCUGUAGACCAAGCUUCUACUGUGUUCGAGAUCCCAGACGAGGUGUACGAUAGACUUCCGGCGCAUCGGAAAAGGAUCAUUGUCCUCCUGCUCUCCUUUUGCUCUUUCUUGGCUCCAAUCUCGAGUACCUCUGUCUUGGCCGCGAGUCCCGAGGUUGCGAAAGAGUUUCAUACCACUGGAUCCAUUAUUAAUGUGUCUAAUGCAAUGUAUAUGUUGUUCAUGGGACUCUCGCCCAUGUUUUGGGGACCCUUGAGUCAAGUCUAUGGCCGAAGAUGGGUGACCACUGUGACAGCAAUUGCCUUCCUUGCUUGUUCGAUUGGCACGGCUCUCGCCCCGAAUCUGGCAGCUUUCUUUGUCUUCCGUAUCCUUACCGCGUUUGAAGGAACGUCGUUUAUUCUUGUCGGCUCGUCGGUUAUAGGUGAUAUAUACAGACCUACUGAGCGUGCCACAGCCCUCGGAUGGUUCUUGUCAGGUACAUUGAUUGGUCCUGCUUUCGGACCCUUUUUAGGUGGCAUCAUUGUCACUUACACGACAUGGCGGGUGAUCUUUUGGCUACAGACAGGCCUUGCCGCUGUAGCUGCAGUUGGAACUUUCUUUCUCCUCCCCGAGACCAUCUAUCACAAAAAGAUUGAUGACCUGGUCGGCUUCUCCGGAAGUGAAAAGGUCAAGACACUGGCUACAAUGGUCAACCCGUGGCGUGUCAUCCGGUUAUACGAAUACCCAAAUCUGUUUUUGGCAGCCCUUGCCAGCUCGGCCCUCUUGUGGAACAUGUAUAGCAUCCUGGCCGCGAUUCGUUAUGUGCUCAACCCUCGAUUCAACUUGACAACACCACUUCAAGGCGGCCUCUUUUAUCUGGCGCCAGGUGUGGGCUACCUACUUGGCACAUUCUUCGGCGGGCGCUACGCCGACUACAUGGUGCGGCGAUAUAUCAAGAAGCGUGGAAUGCGGGUUCCAGAGGACCGUCUGUACUCGGCCCUGCCGUUCAUGGCCUUUAUCGCAGCUUGCAUGUUGGUAUACGGGUGGACGAUCCAGUACGACCGGGGCGGCAUCCCGCUCGCCGUGGUCAUCCUGUUUCUUCAGGGAUUUGCGCAGCUAUUCUGCUUCCCCAGUCUCAAUACGUACUGUCUGGACGUCAUGCCCAAGAGCUCUGGCGAGGUCGUCGCCGGCAACUACGUGCUGCGCUACCUGUUUGCCUGCGCAUCCACUGGCGCCGUCCUGCCCGCCAUCAACGCCAUGGGCGUCGGCUGGUUUAGCACCAUUAGCAGUGUCUUUGUGAUUGUCGGCUGCCUGUGCAUAUUCUCUACAAUCACCUGGGGCCGUCAAUGGAGGGAAUCCUUGGAUGGUAAGAAGAGGGCCGCGAGGCUGAGGCAGAGAGAAGCAGCCCGCCGUCAGCUGGCCGAAGUCGAUGCCUCCGGUCGGAGCGAUGAAGCUCAGGCAACAAGAGCGGCGCCGGAGAUGAGAGAAAAGAAAGAAGAAGUUUAA